Messenger RNA from Spodoptera littoralis (African cotton leafworm), 5138 nucleotides. The record is from the annotation of a GenBank genome assembly. NCBI's taxonomy places the organism in Eukaryota, Metazoa, Arthropoda, Insecta, Lepidoptera, Noctuidae.
AUGGACGACGGUGUAAAGAAGUUCUGUCCAAACUGUUCUCAGCUUUAUAAUUUACAAAUAAACCUUUCAUCAAAGCCGAAAGGAAAUUUGCCACUACUUCUGCCAUGUGGCCACUCAAUGUGCGAAAAUUGCAUCGUAAAUACUGUGAAGUGCCUGGAGCCUAUUGAAUGCAAAGUCUGCAUGUGUGAUGCCAAUGUGAAGAUCAAUGAUCUGAAUACAUUCAUACUAGAUAAAAAUGUUUUGUAUUUAAAAUUUCCCAUAAAUGUUCAUAUGGUUGGAGAGCUGGCUGUGAAUCAGAUGAAGGAUUCAUACUCCACUCGUAAGCAACCUGAUGAUGACUUUUUUAUUGACUUGAAAACUUUGUUAAACUGUGCAGCAGAACAAGGCAAUUGUGUUGAAUGUGGUGUAGCUACAUCCAAAAUGUGUAAAGAGUGUGUCACCAUCUUGUGUGAUGCCUGCUUCAAUAAAACUCACAAAAACUACAUUGUUUUCAAAAACCAUGUACUACAAAGUAUCGAAACAACUAUGUUACCAAGUACAUGCAAGCAGCAUCUUCAGAAGCCACUUGAUUAUUAUUGCAAGGAUUGCAAGAAGUGUGUAUGCACGGACUGCAUGAUACUCGGUGGAGAAAAGUCUUGCAAGAACCAUGAUGUGGUGUCUUUGCAGGAUAUUAACGAGACCUUCUUGGAAGAUUUGAAUGAAAUAUCUCCUAAAGUUGAUGAAACCUACCGAAGACUGACCAAAACAGCUGUUGAUGUUGGGUAUUUGCUUUAUAACUUUCAAAAUGAUGCUGGAUCAGCAAAAGAUCUUACCAAUAUUCUGGCCGAUGUGGAACAACACUUCUCAAAGCUUUUCAGUAUUAUACAAAAGCAUAAGGAAGAAAUUGUCAAUAUAAUAUUAUACUUGAAAUUUUCUGAAAAAAAUUCCUUGCAGAGAGCUAAAUCUGAAAUAGCUAAUUCUAUUAAGAAAGCCAAUAAUGUGUUGGAGUUGAUAGCAAUUGCAACAGACACAAAAAAUAUUAAAAGGAUAAAUAUGCCAGCGCUUUUGGAGGAAGCUAAAGAAGUUGUGAAUACUCCCUGGUAUCUUGACAAGAAAGAAACAGACAAAGAACCUCUCAAAGUGACCGUCAAUGAAGACCUGUGUUCACUAGUCAGUGACUAUGUGCACUUGGAAGGCAAUGUGAAGUCUGUGUACAAGAUGUAUUCAACGGCGGAACUUGGUGACAAUGUGGAAAUACCUCCAGCUCCUGCUACACCAGUUCUGCCGCCGGAACUAGUUAAAGAUGCGAGACUAUCGAAACCAAAUAAACCCAAACCUGAAACUCCUAAAGCGCCAGCUUUAUUCACAAAUGCACCCAAGUAUCGCAACAAGAGUGGUUCUGUGUCAUCUAAUUCUAACUGCAGUGAGAAAUCAAACAGAAGCUACAUUGUCCAAAAUCAGUACCAACAGCCACCCAUCGUUCAGCCAGUUGCACCAUUUCAAGAAAACCAACAUCCACAACAAUUGUCUGAAGGCGCGCAAGAAUUGAUCUAUGUUACGCACAUUGUGGAUCCACACAACUUCUUCGUGCAAAGGGCGUGUUUCCAACGACUGGUUAAGGAUAUGGUUCGGGAGUUCCGAAACGCUGUAUCGUUCGCAAAACCUUCAGUUAAUCAUAUCGCGCCGGGUAAAACAUACUUGGCUUUCAACAAGGCUGAUAACAUGUGGCAGAGAUGCCGUAUUCUUGGAAUCGACAUGAAACCCAAUAAGACUCCAGUAGUUCAAGUUUUCUGUUUUGAUUUCGGAAGCAUCGAGUUUAUCUCAGCCGAUAAGUUAAGACUUUUGCCACCUUCAAAAAUACAGUGUCCAUAUCCACUCGCCAUUAAUUGCUCUUUGGCUAAUUGUGAGCCAAGGAGUGGCAAGUGGACUAAUGACGAUUCUUUCCUCAUCCAAAAUAUAAUUGACAAUAAACAGGCUGUGCUUCACGUGCGCCGUAUAAUACCGCUGUCAAAUGUGGAUUUUAAAUUGGAUUGCGAUGUCACCACUUUCGAGAAUGGAGUCAGUGUUGCUCAUGCUUUAGUGUUCCAUGAACGUGCUAAAAUGCCUAAUCCAAAGCUAUGGUAUCCCAAGAUUAUGGGUGUAGAUGAGAUACCAAAACUGUACAAUUCCAGUGAAUUAAAAUCUGAGGAGGAAGUGUACAUAACACACGUGAUUAACCCUGACAAGUUUUAUGUGAGAAAGCAUCAUCUCCAAGAAAUAUAUGACAAACUUACUGAAGAGUUGGAGCAAGAAUACAGCCUCGCUUCAACUACUGGGACUGUGUAUUUGCCAGAAAUAGGUAAGGUAUAUGCAGUAAACUUGGAGAAGAGUCAGGAGGAAGUGUCGGCGAGCUGGGCGCGCGGCGUGGCGACGGAGCUGCCCGGCCACAAGCGCGUCCGCGUGCGACUGCCCGACUGCGGCCGCAGUCUGCUCCUGCACUGGUCCUCACUGCGCUAUCUACAAACCAAAUUCACGACACUCAGCGCACUAGCUAUAGAAUGCCACCUCGCGGGUAUUACACCCCCCAACAAACAAUGGAGUAAAGUUUCAGUUGAAUUCUUUAAGAAAUACCAGGGCACUUUACUUGAACUACACGUUGAAGACAAUCGCAACAAAGGUAGACACAACCGUGGCUCCGUCGGAGUUACUCUUUACGAUAAAAGUGACACAGAAAACUCAGUCUGCAUCAACAAUGAGAUGAUCAAGCAUAAGUUUGGCGUAUCUUUUGGGAUUUAUAAAUUUAACACAUCUCCAGAAGAACAGGUUGUCACAAAUAAGUCUCCUCUAAUAGAACCUAAACCAAGUAAACCACAAAAAAAUAAAAUAACCAUCUUAAAGAAAGAAAUGCCAGAAAAAGUAAAAUCACCUGAAAGUAUGGAUGAUAUAAAUUUACAGGCUAAAGAUAAGGGACCACUGAGAUUAGAGGCCAAGGUUCUGAAUUACCAGUCACCUUCACAUAUUUAUAUUUCUUUAGUUCAUCAACAAAAAACUUUCAAUGAACUCUUCGAAAAAAUGCAAAAAUAUUACUCAAAGAGUAAUAAAAACAAACUGAAAGAAGACUGGAAAAUUGGCGACAGAUGUAGCACACUGUGCCAGCAAUCACAAACCUGGCGCAGAACUAUUAUUAUGGAACUGAAAGAUGAUAAUGCAAAGUUAUUCUACAGUGAUUUUGCCUGUGUUGAAACAGUUCCAAUAUCCAGAUUAAAAGAACUGCCUCAAGAAUUUUCUAAAAUUGGUGAUGCUGCUAUAAAGUGUCAUUUAUCUGGAAUCAUGCCUGCGGUGGGUGACGAGUGGCCACUGAUUACAAAGGAGUAUUUAAAAGAACUUCUUGAUGGAUACAAGAGGAUAUUUGUGACAAAAAUGGGCACAUUCAAAGAUAAAAGUAUGCCAAUUCAACUGUGGGUUUAUCAUACUGAGCAAGGAGGCGCCUUAGAACCCAAUAAAUCUACAUGGCGUUGUUUGAAUGAAAAAAUACUUGAGCAGGGUCUCUGCGUACCUGACCAAUCUCAGGCCGUUCCAACUGAUAACAAUGCCGAAGAUUCGCAAGAUAUGCUGUCGUUCCUCAAUAUCACUGGUUCCGUGAAUGAGUGGCUAUUAUUAGAACCUUUGCCUAUGAUUCCAUUCGAAAAAGAAAAAGUUGAUAGUGGUUCCAAAACAAAUUCACCCUCGCCUUCCGAAGAAAAUGAAGAUGACUAUUAUGUUGCUAAAGAAAAUCCCAGUCCUUCCAAUGUGAUGUACGUUACUGACUGGUUGCCACCAGAACCACUCAACUGCAGGGAAUUUACUGCGUUACCGACAUACAUAGACAAUGAUGGUAUUAUUUACUUACAUGAUAUAAGUCAACAGGAUACAUUGGAUCUUAUUCGUAAAGCACUAGAUGUCCGUUUUAAAGACCCUGACCCAAAAGCAAAGUUUACAAAAUGGAGUGUGGGGGAACCAUGCGUAGCGUUAUUCUUUUUAGAUAACCGCUAUUAUAGAGGACGAGUGAUUGAAGUAAACAAAGAAACUUCCAUGUGUGUCAUUCAUUACAUAGAUUACGGUAAUGAAGAGUCAUGCUCCUUUGAAAAUUUAAGAAAAAGUGUUCCGCUCCACCAAAUUCCGACACAAGCACACAAGUGUGUGUUAAAUCGUAUAUGUCCAGUAGGAAAACAAUGGGACAGACAAACACUAGACUACAUUCACAAAUCAAUUGUUGAAAAAAAAUGUUUUGUAAAAGUGGUAGGUGAUGCAGUAAACGGAGUAAUACCAAUAGAGCUAAAGUAUGACAAAUUAUGGAUCAAUGAUCACUUAGUAGAUUUUGAAUUGGCUAAAUACAAAGAUGGUACAAAAGCCCCUGUCAUGAAAUAUUGUCCAGUUGAAAAGAACAAAAAAAUAAUCCAAGAAGAUACAACACAAUAUGAUUCUGGACCAGAUUAUGUAGUUGAUGAUCCAGAUACUGAUCAGUUAUCUUCAUGUCAAAAUUCUUUUGAUGUAAGCUUAUUAAAGCUGCUGACUGGAACAAAUUAAUGGAAGAUGAAGAAUCUGCAACUGAUGGAAAGUUUAUUACAUUCCCAAAACAUUCUGAUAAUGAAUACAUGUGUAAUAUUGCUGUAAUUAAUGAUGUUAAUACAUUAGAACUUAAUAUUGUUUGGGAUGAAGAUACAUCUAGGCUUUAUGAACAGAUGUUUGAAGAGAUCCAGACUGAAAGUAUGAAUAUGCCAUCCCUGGAUGGAGUAUUUGAGAAUAAAGCAUGUAUUGCAGUAUUCCCAGAAGAUGGUCGGUGGUACCGCGCCGUUAUUUUACAACAUUGUGAAAAAAAAAAUCGUGUUAAAGUAAGAUAUGUUGAUUAUGGUAACAUUGAAAUCAUUUCUUUAACUGAUACAAGAGAGAUUUGUGAAGAAUUGGCCAAACUUCCUCCUGCAACUAUAUCUGCUAGAUUGUUUGGCGUGCGCUUAAACGCCGAUACAGACAUCAGUGUUAUUACAGAAAAUUACGCUCAGGUUUUCUUGGAUAAAGGACCUUUCCACGUGAAUAUUAUGGGUUAUGAAGGUCCAGUACCAUUAGUAGAGCUAAGACAUGAAAAUAGUGAUUUAGUAUACAAAAAACUUAUAGAAAAUAAUAUAUUCAUAAAAUGUGAUUGA